GCUUUACAAUGCUUCCCUAUGCUUUACCAGACCUCUCUAUGCUUUACAAUGCUUCCCUAUGCUUUACCAGACCUCUCUGUGCUUUACAAUGCUUCCCUAUGCUUUACCAGACCUCUCUGUGCUUUACAAUGCUUCCCUAUGCUUUACCAGACCUCUCUGUGCUUUACAAUGCUUCCCUGUGCUUUACCAUACCUUUCUGUGUCUGAAAAGUGGUCUAUUGUAAACAGAUGAGCUACACGCUUCACUUGAACACUCUCUUGCUUGUUUGAAGCUCUACGGCCAAGUUACACAAAUACACAGUCCUCUCGCAUCGAGACGAGUUACUUUUGUAUUUUUUGUGGGUUCUUCUGACAAAACGUCAUUCAAACAAGUUAUUUUUAAUGUUAAAUGUGUUUAUCACUAAUAUAAUAAACCGACUCGUACAAUGAUGUAUGUAGGUGUGUCUCAAAAGUGCCGCUUUCCCCCCCACCACCCAAAAAAACCCUAAAAAAACAAAUUGCCCAGAGCAGAAACGGAAAACAAAGCGUGAAGGGGCGUGUCUUUCUAGGACCCGCAUCAGUGAUGAAGCGAGCGCUCCGAGAACACGGAGUGAGGAUCAAUCUUUCUACUCUGUCAAUGCAAAGAAGGGCACAUUUAAAAUCAUGGAAUACAGCUGGAGAGGAAUCCGCUUUCUCUGUUUCAUGGCGGUUUAUGGGAUUUGCCUCUCUGCCGCUCAUCUGGUAACCCAGCAGGUGAAGGGGAUUGUGGGGGAAUCGUUCACUUUCCCUGUGGAAAUCCCGAACCUGCAGCCGGAUAUGGAGAUAAACUGGAGAUACAGUUUUAAGGAACUGGACUUUCAGAUUGCGAGAAUUCAGAAUGGGAAGAUUGAAGUUUUUGAGGAGAGAUUCAAAGCAAGGCUGCAGCUGGACAAUAUGAGCAGCUCUCUCAGGAUUAAUAGCUUGGAGAGAGAAGACAGCGGGAUUUACCAAGUGGAGACAAUCAGAGGAAACAGAUUUAUUAAAAGAUUCCAGCUGUCUGUUUACAACCCUGUUCCAGAGCCUCAGGUUCUGCAGAUCCAUUCAGCUAACAGGAGCUGCACUCUGCAGUGCUUUGUGGGAAACGCCAGUGAAGUGAACGUGUCCUGGAUAAGAGAUGGGAAACCACUGAACACAACAGAACUGGAGAUCUCACAGGAAAUGCAAGGGGGCAAUGUUACCUACAGCUGUGUGGCCAGCAACCCUGCCAGCAACAAGAGCAUCACUGUGACACCUUCACAUUACUGCGGUAAAAGAAACGGCAAUGAAGAUGGUGCUGAAACCCCAAGGAAUCACGUUUUGAUUCCUGUGAUCGUGCUCGCUGUGAUCGGAGUCCUGGCAGUCCUAUCGAUCACACUGUAUCUCAGGAGAAAGAAGACGGCAUUUGAGAAAGAAGGUUCUGAGCGGUCCAGAAACUCGAGCGGUAUCGUGUACGCAGAAGUCACAACCGCGCCCCCUGCAGGCAGUGGAGAGGAUAUACCAGAACUCGCUGCAGCUCGGCAAACGACAGCAAAGCUGACCACCAUCUACGAUGAACUGCGAACGCCCAGCUCCCAGAACGCACCGUGCUGACGCAGGAAGGAAACGCUUGCGUCCCUCAAAUGCUUAGCCAUGAUGAAACGAGAGAGAGAGAGAGAGAGAGAGAGAGAGAGAGAGAGAGAGAGACACAGAGAGAGAGAGAGAGAGAGACACAGAGAGAGAGAGAGAGAGAGAGAGAGAGACAGAGAGAGAGAGAGAGAGAGAGAGAGAGAGACAGAGAGAGAGACAGAGAGAGAGGAGUGAGAGAGAGAGAGAGAGAGAGAGAGAGAGAGAGAUUAAAGUCCAUUAAAAAGUAUUCAAUUUGAGAAAUUUAAAGUGACUGGAAAAUAUUAAAGACCAGAGAAGUAAUUUCAACUGUCUGGGAGGUGAGACUGUGUGUUUAUAAUCCAGCACACUCUGACUGUGUUAUUUGGUCGCUCAUAGUCAUGCAAACACGCUAGAUACUGCAGGAGCAUUGGGGGAGCAAUCCCAUCUGUAUUGACGUGGUAAUUAAUAGAGGAGGGGUCACUCUUAUAAGCACUGUAUAUUUACAGCCGUAUCAACUCCCAUGCUCUCAUAACCGAUCUGUUUCAAAUCAGCUGAUUGAACGGGACGUUAUCAAGGACAAAUCAUCCCAUAGGAAUGGGCUAAUAGGUGCCUACUAGCCUCCUAACCCCUAAAUCUACCCUCUACCCCUAAACAUAAUGUCUACCACUAACCGAAUCUCUACCCCUAACCCUAAUCUCAACCCCUAAAGAGAGAGAGGGAGGGAGCGGGCUAAUUCACCUUCCCCCCCUGGAACAACAUUUGAAGAUUAUUUGAAGAAACAACAAGAAGUUAUUUUAGUUGUAUUUUUUUGCAAUCAGGUUUGGCGUUCUGAGCACGGGGUGAUGUCUCUGCACAGGAUGUAUGAAGUGUUGGAAUUCUGGCAAACGCUGCACUGUGAUUGGUCGAUUUUUGGGUCACACAGUCAGGGGAGCGCAGGGGUCCCCGAGGGUCUCCCCUGGUAGGUGAGGAAGCUCGGUCAUGGGGUUUCAGGAUACACGCUGAAGCUUCAAGUUCUCUGUGUGGGGAAAUAAAUACAAAUGGGGGUCUGAUUCCCAUCCCUGCAUUGUAACUGCAGUUUAAUAUCACUAGACUGGACUGGAAUUACAUUGCAACUGCAGUUUAAUAUCACUAGACUGGACUGGACUGGACUGGAAUUACAUUGUAACUGCAGUUUAAUAUCACUAGACUAGACUGGACUGGAAUUACAUUGUAACUGCAGUUUAAUAUCACUAGACGGGACUGGAAUUACAUUGUAACUGCAGUUUAAUAUCACUAGACUGGACUGGAAUUACAUUGUAACUGCAGUUUAAUAUCACUAGACUAGACUGGACUGGAAUUACAUUGCAGGGCUGGGAAUCAGACUCCCGCUGCACAGCAGUGUCACCCAGUCCAGGUUUCACUAGGAGUUUAAUAAUAAGACACACCUGAGCUUGUUAGCUAGACACACUGGGGCUGAUCAAGCUGGUAGUAAAACCUGGACUGGGUGACACUGCUGUGGGAUUGGAGUCUUACAUCCAGCCAGGCAUUGCUUUGGGGUCUUAAAUGUUGUAAAUAUGAUUUUAUAUAUAUAUAUAUAUAUUUUUAAUUCGUUCCUCCAUUUCAGAAACCAUGUUUCACAAUUAAUGUUUCCCCUUUGCUGUAGAUUUUAUCUUAAAGAGCACUUUGUUCAUUUAUUUAUUAAUUUCAUUAAAUCUAUGUGCGCUGUGCGAUCACUGCUGCCCCCUAAUGGUCUUUUUGUAAAUUGAUGUUUUUAUUUUUCAUUAUAUGAAAAUGUUGUACUUUUAAAUAAAGGGGGGAGAAAAUGAAAUGAAAAAAUAAAUUUGCAAGAAACCCUAACCUGA
Acipenser ruthenus (sterlet) is the source of this 3421-nucleotide messenger RNA. Its product is annotated as CD48 antigen-like. Lineage: Eukaryota; Metazoa; Chordata; Actinopteri; Acipenseriformes; Acipenseridae. The transcript is spliced from 6 exons. The coding region runs from base 642 to 1586 and encodes 314 amino acids. The record is from RefSeq and is a predicted model, not a curated record.